This is a messenger RNA of Rotaria sp. Silwood2, 411 nucleotides long. The record is from the annotation of a GenBank genome assembly. Lineage: Eukaryota; Metazoa; Rotifera; Eurotatoria; Philodinida; Philodinidae.
AUGAAUACAGAUUCUCAAAAGGAACCUUGGCGAGAAUCAUUAUUCAAUGUAUGCGCCUCACCAGCAAUUUGUUGCAAAGGAUUUUUCUGUACACCUUGUGUAUUUGGUACAAAUGCAGUUAAGAUUAGUAAUGCUUCAUGUUAUGUAUAUUGUUGUGCAUAUUCUAUUUUAAUAUCCUGUUUAUCAUGUGGUCUUAUACAUAUGCGUAUGCGUGCUAAAAUGCGUGAAAAAUAUGGUUUAGAAGAAAAACCAAGUGAUUUUUUGGCUGCUUGUAUACUUUCACCAUUAGCUGUUUGUCAAGAAACACGUGAAAUAAUAUCACGUGAAAAAAAUCCUAAUGAAAAAGUUAGAACAAGUCAACCUGGUGAAAGUGAAAUUGCAUCAACAAAUAAUUCAUCACAUGCAUCAUGA